AUGAAUCGAGAUAUAUUAUAUACUUGCGAUGUAAACAACACAAAAAAUAAUUUUUCACGAACUCUAUAUUUGUACAACAAAAGAUUAGUGAUCAGCAGCACAUAAUAAGAUUAGACCACCAAUGAUGCUGUUUAAGAAAAAAGAGAUAGAUCAAUUGACCUUAGUUCUUUAUCAACUACAAUAGCUUGGAUAUUUAAGUAUUUUAUAUAACAUAAAGAAUAGUGAAAAAGAAAUUUUAGGUUUUAAAGUUUCAUAUUAUUGUCGAUUUGCUAAUGCUUAAAAGUCUUUAACUUAUAGAGGUGAGGCAUAAAAAAUGAAGUAAUUAAAGAAUUUACUUGAUUGUAAAGUUUUGUACACAGACUUUAAUAAUGAUUAUUUGUUUGUUAGUUCCUUAUUAUCAAAAGAAGAUGUUGAGGUACUAAUUUUAGAAAUUUAUUGAUUAGAUAUUAAAAUAUGUUCAAAUAGCUACAGGAGAACUAAAAUUAGUAAAAAAAGUGAAUAUAAAGAUGAAUUAAUAAGUAUUCUUUAUAAAUUUAUUUUAGCUGAAACUUCAACAGGAGAUUAAUAUUGUUUAUGAAUUAAAUCAAUAAAAACAUAAAAGUAUUCUCGAAAUUGAUGAAAUUUAUAAGGAAUAAAAUGAAAUCAUAUUUAUAAUGAAAUAUUGUAAAGGAGGAACUCUAUAUAAUUAUAUAUUAGAAAGAAAUUAUUAAUUUGAAUAAUCAGAGAUAAAAUGUAUCAUGAAAAGACUAUUAAAAGGAGUGAAACAUUUACAUAAAUUAGGAAUUAUUCAUAGAGAUCUAAAAUUAGACAAUAUCGUUUUUGAAAAUGAAAAUGAUAUCAAAUCUAUUAAAAUAAUCGAUUUUGGAUUUGCUGUUGAAUUUGGUUAUUAAAAUUUAAUAAGAUGUGGUACACCUGGAUAUAUGGCUCCUGAAAUUUUAAAUUAAGAAGAUUAUGAUGAAUUAGUUGAUAUUUAUAGUUUAGGAUGUGUGUUUCAUUCUUUAUUAUCUGGAUAAAAAUUAUAUCCAGAAUAUAAGGAUAAGAAUCAUUUAAUAUUUUUAAACAAGUUAAACAAAUUUAAAGUAUCUUCAAAGAUUAUUGAUACUGAAUAAAGAUAGCUUCUACUUUUGAUGAUUGGACACAAGAAGCAUCGACCUUCAGCUUCUCUUUGUCUGAAACAUUAGUUUUUCAGAAAGAAAUCUGAAAUCUCUCAUCCAAUAGAAAAUUAUGUAAAAUCAUUAAGCUUUCCAACUCUAAAAAACCCUUUUAGAAGUUAAUCUAUAAAGUAUUGA
Paramecium pentaurelia is the source of this 1289-nucleotide messenger RNA. The record is from the annotation of a GenBank genome assembly. Lineage: Eukaryota; Ciliophora; Oligohymenophorea; Peniculida; Parameciidae.